UCUAUAUAUAUUCCACCAUCUCCCAAGCUUUUCUCAUACCAUUCAACCCCAAAGCUCACUUUUCUCCCUUCAAAUCAACUCAAUUUCUCAAUUUUAAAUGGGUGAGAAAAGCAAGAUCUUGAUCAUCGGAGGAACGGGGUACAUCGGAAAGUUUAUAGUGGAGGCAAGUGCAAAAGAGGGACACCCGACGUUCGUUUUGGUCCGAGAAAGAACCACCAAACAUCCCGAGAAAGCCAAGCUUUUAGAGAAUUUCAAAAGUCUUGGUGCCACACUCGUUACUGGGAAUAUUUAUGAUCAUGAAAGUUUGGUGAAAGCGAUAAAGCAAGUUGAUGUUGUGAUAUCGACCGUAGGUGGAGAGUCCAUAGCUGACCAAGUCAAACUUAUUGCAGCUAUUAAAGAAGCUGGAAAUGUCAAGAGAUUUCUGCCUUCGGAGUUCGGAACCGAUGUUGACCAUGUCAACGCAAUUGAGCCAGCCAAAAGCGUCUUUAAAGGGAAGGCAGACAUCCGUAGAGCGAUCGAAGCUGCAGGAAUCCCACACACUUUUGUCGCAUGCAAUGGUUUUGCCGGCUACUUUUUACCCACUGUGGGCCAGAUGGACACCUACAGUGCCCCUCGAGAAAAAAUUACAAUCCUUGGGGAUGGAAACAAGAAAGCCGUUUUUGUCAAAGAAGAGGAUAUAGCUUUGUAUACCAUCAAAGCAGUCGACGAUACACGUACCUUGAACAAGACAUUGAUUUUUAGACCCCCGGCCAACGUAUUGUCCUUUAAUGAAAUUGUUUCCAUCUGGGAAAGCAAAAUCGGGAAGACCCUCGAGAAAACGUAUCUUUCUGAAGAUCAACUGAUCAAAAACAUCCAAGAGGCUCCAUUUGGAUUAAGCAUCGUAUUGUCUAUAAUGCAUUCCGUUUUGAUUAACGGAGAUGCAACAAACUUCGAGAUUGAACCUUCGUUUGGUGUGGAGCCCUGCUCGCUUUAUCCAGAGUUGAAGUACACCACGAUUGACGAAUAUCUUACUCAAUUUGCUUAAAGUCUUUGCCUCGUGAUCGCUUUUUUAUCUGCUUUUGAUAGAAGAAAAGACAUUUAAUAUUGUGUCAUCUUGUUGCAUAUUUCCAUACUUUUUUUUCUCCUUACUGCUUUUAUCUUUCAUUACACGACCAUUUGUUGUUGUAUUUAGGGUUACCAUUUGGGAUCUGUCCUAUUUGGAGAGUGGUCAUGCGUUUGGCUGGUAGUUAUCAUGCCAUUUAGGGGUAAUUUUUUUAAUAAAAUUGUCAAAUUAUAAUA
This is a messenger RNA of Cynara cardunculus var. scolymus (artichoke), 1278 nucleotides long. Its product is annotated as isoflavone reductase homolog A622-like. The transcript has 5 exons. The record is from RefSeq and is a predicted model, not a curated record. Bases 98 to 1024 code for a protein of 308 amino acids. Gene Ontology annotation, molecular function: oxidoreductase activity. NCBI's taxonomy places the organism in Eukaryota, Viridiplantae, Streptophyta, Magnoliopsida, Asterales, Asteraceae.